AUUAUAGUUUUUCAUCGCUAUUUAUCUCUCACCACAGAAUUACUUAAGAAAUGGUGUCUGCACUUAACGUCAUCGACGUGUCACGAGUCACCCCUUCUGACUCACCCGAGCCAUUCACUCUCUCGCUCACUUUCUUCGAUCUUCUCUGGUACAAACUCCACCCUGUCCAACGAGUCAUCUUCUACCGACUCGCUGACGCAACUCGACCUUUCUUCGACUCAGUCAUCGUGCCCAAUCUCAAGUCCUCUCUUUCCUCAUCCCUCUCUCACUACCUCCCACUCGCCGGAAAACUCGUCUGGGACUCACUCGACAAAAAGCCUAGCCUUAAAUAUUCCCAAAACGACGCCGUUUCAUUCACUGUGGCUGAGUCGAACGCAGAAUUCUCACUCUUAACCGGUAACAAACCGUUCCCCACCACCGAGUUGUACCCACUGGUGCCCGAGUUACAAGUCUCCGACGAGUCAGCCUCAGCCGUAUCGUUUCAAGUCACGCUUUUUCCAAACCAAGGGUUUUGCAUCGGCGUAACCGCACACCAUGCCGUCUUAGAUGGGAAAACGACAACCAUGUUUCUCAAAUUCUGGGCCAACACAUGCAAACGCCAACAAGACCAAACGGUGAACGCUUCCGUAUCGCAGGAUUUAAUCCCGAUUUACGAUCGUACGGUCAUAAAAGCUCCGGGCGAUAUCGAAACGAAGAUUAUGAAUCAGUUGAGUUCCUUCUUCAAAAUGGUCUCCGGCGGCAAAGAACCAGAGAACCCGCGGAGCUUAAAGAUUCUUCCGUCGCAGGAGCUUAGUCCCGACGUCGUCCGAUUCACUCUCGAUCUCACUCGUGAGGAUAUCCAAACGCUUCGAGAGCGACUCAAGAGAGAAUCUUCUGCUUCCUCGUCACCUAAAGAGCUUCGAUUGUCGACGUUUGUGGUUACGUUCUCGUACGCGUUUACUUGUUUGGUCAGAGCUCGUGGCGGAGAUCCGAACAGACCAGUCGGGUACGGGUUCGCGGUGGAUUGUCGGAGCCUUCUUGACCCGCCGGUUCCGUCGAAUUACUUCGGGAACUGCGUGUCGGCGUCGCUUGGAAUGCCGUUAACGGCGGAGACGUUUAUGGGUGAAGAAGGGUUCUUGAGUGCUGCGAGGAUGGUUAGUGAUUCGGUUGAUGGAUUGGAUGAAACGGUGGCGUUGAAGCUUCCGGAGAUUAUGGGAGCGUUUAUGAGUAGUCUUCCACCAGGAGCGCAGCUUUUAUCUGUUGCCGGGUCGACCCGGUUUGGAGUGUACGAGUUGGAUUUCGGGUGGGGCAAACCGCAGAGAGUUGUGAUUGUGUCGAUCGAUCAAGGUGAAGCGAUAUCUAUGGCGGAGGGUAGAGAUGGGAAUGGUGGUGUGGAGAUUGGCUUCUCGCUCAAGAAACAUGAAAUGGAGUCUUUGAUUGAUUUGCUUCAUCAGGGUUUAAAAAGUUAAAUCACUUUUCCUUUUCUUUUUCUUUUGCCAAGGAGUUGAGUAAUAAAAUAAUCUGAAACUGAGUUUGUGUUUCAGUAAUAACAGUUGUGAUUAGAUUAAUCUAUUCAUCUCUCCUUUCUUCAAAGAA
Molecule: messenger RNA, 1575 nt
Organism: Brassica oleracea var. oleracea
Lineage: Eukaryota; Viridiplantae; Streptophyta; Magnoliopsida; Brassicales; Brassicaceae
Product: phenolic glucoside malonyltransferase 1-like
Exons: 1
Coding region: 51-1448 (465 amino acids)
Source: RefSeq, a predicted model, not a curated record